Molecule: messenger RNA, 6394 nt
Organism: Hypanus sabinus (Atlantic stingray)
Lineage: Eukaryota; Metazoa; Chordata; Chondrichthyes; Myliobatiformes; Dasyatidae
Gene: tcaim
Product: T cell activation inhibitor, mitochondrial
Exons: 10
Coding region: 107-1588 (493 amino acids)
Cellular component (GO): mitochondrion
Source: RefSeq, a predicted model, not a curated record
CCGACCCGACUCGAUUGCUCAGAUUGAUUGGUGGGGCCUGGCGGUGGUCUCGGAGGCGGCGGGGCCUCGGAGCCGGGUAACGGGGAGUCCGGAACCAGGGCGGCUGAUGAUCCGCGGGGAGCCGCUAUUGCGGCGGUUCUGGGCGCUGAACAGGCUUUGUAUCACAGGAGGUAAUCAACAUGCUCGCUGUGUGAGAACCUUCUCAGUUACUGAUGCCAUGAAUGCACUGAGGCCAUUCUACCUCGCUGUACACCCAGAUUUCUUUGGCCAACAUCCAAGAGAGAGGGACGUGAAUGAGAAUUCCCUCAAGAAGCUGAAUAACCAUCUGGAGUGCCUGCAGCGACCAGGGCACAGAACUCCUCAACCGACCCAGCUCACUUUCUAUGUCAGAGAGUCCGCAGGCAAUGCGAGUGCUGCUCAGUGCGUGAAUACUUCAGGAUUUCGAAUUGUCAGCUUCACCCUUCAUACCCAGGACCUUCUCAGUACUGUUGUAAAUAUCUUGAAAUCCUGCAGUUUAUCCAGUGAUCAUGUUCAGCACUCAGAGCUUGCUGUGGGCUUCUCUCAUCAAAGUGGAACCAUUCCAUUCCAUCGACCCGUCCGGUGGGAUAAGACAUAUUACACCUUCACAGGAUACCGGGACCCAGAGGAGGAGCUGGGUUCUGCUCAGCAGCUGGAACCUACACUCAGGCUGUGGUUGAAUAAAAAUGUAUCUCUCGCCUUAGAAAGACUGAGUAUCAGUCUUCCACUGCGAGAUGACCUUCAACGCCUAAAAACAGAGCUUUGUCAGCAACUGGACAUAACUGAUAUCAGAUGGCGGACGAGUUGGGGAGUGUCUCAUCGGUGCAGCCAGCUGCACAGCCUGAACCGAUUUGCCCAGCAGAACUCUGCAGUCUUGCACAAUAUCAAAGGGUGUACAAUAAUUUUUGCAGAGCACUCUGGAAUGAAUGCCGCAGGGCAGAUUAUGUUGGGAACUGUAGAUGUCCAUCAUCACUGGACAAAACUGUUGGAGAGGUUGCCUACCUACUGUGAUCUUCACCGCCAUGUUUGCUUGUUGGAAGAGAGGAUCAGCUUCCUUCUGGGAGACAUGGAGUUAAUUUACAAUGAAGAACUGCAGCCUGCAAUGAUGCUAGAGGAUUAUUACAGAGUGUUAACAGCCUUCCAUCAGAAUCUGACUGUCAGCCGACCUCUGUUUCACCCACGAAGUCUAAAAGGACUGCAGAUGAUUCUAGAAAAAGGUUCUUCUGCACCUAGUCUUCUUAGGACAGGCCAGCUGAGAGUGCCCGUCACUUGUGACCCCACUACCUUGCAGUGGUUUAUUCUGAGCCAUGCCCAGACAGCCAGAGAUUUCCUGAGGAGCGAGGAGGAGUUAAAAAUAGAACAGGAAGAUCUUCUCAAAGCUUGCACAGAGAAGUUUUGGCUCAAGAGACUGUACAAGGAGCAAAGUGUAUCCAGUGAACAGAUGAUACAGUCAUGUAAAAGGCUGCUUGAAGAACAGAUGGAGCUACCUGGGAUACACCUGUGCAUUUCACAUUUCUAUUCAGUGUUACAGGAUGGUGACUUGUGCAUUCCCUGGGACUGGAAAAAGUAGAUUGGAAAAAAAAAGCAGAGGGAACAGUUGGGUGGUUUCUGCUAGGAUGGAGCAGUGCCAAGUGACUACCUGAAAUUCAGGUGAAAACUGGACACCUGCGUGUUUUUUUUUGGAAGUGCAGUUGACAUCCAGGGCUGGGCAAUUCUAGCUUGGCAACUGUAUUCUGAUUUGUGCAAAUAUAACAGCAUAUAAUAUGCCAAAUGUGAUGAGUCCCACCAGUUCUUUCAUCCUUCUCCCUGGUUCUUGUUAUUGAGAGUGCAGCCAGUUCAUAUUUCAAGCAAGAGGAUUCUCAAGCCUCCUUCAGUGAAGGAAAUACGAAUGCAAGCAGUUUUUGGCUGAGAUUUUGAAGCUUCACAAAGGAUUGUGGAACUUACCUGUUCUCUCAGCAGGAAUCUGUGCAAGAUUAGUGAAAUCUUGGUGAUUACGAGAAUGCUUAAAUAAGGAAGAGUACAAUGAUGCUUGGGCUUAGCCAAUGAUAGCCCAGAAUUGUACUGCAAAGAAAUUCCUCCAAGAUCCAUAGGAGAAAAUAACAGCAAGUACCAUCCAAAGAGGAAAGAAAGAGACAUGGCACUACAGGUGCUGUUAUCUGCUGGAGCAACUCAGCAGCUUGAGCAGCAUCAGAAAAAGGAACAGUUCUUCAUUUUCAAAAUAAGUCCUUUCCUGAUGAAGGAGCUGCAGAUACAUUUGACCCACAGACCCAGAAGCUGAGCUGUCAUAACCCUUCAUUGAACUGAAGUCCUUGAGAUGGUCUGUACCCGGUCUGGGUUGGUUAUGUGUUGUAGAAUUGCUGCCUCUGUUGUGCUUUGUUCUGUUGACGUCAAUUCUUCAGCAGGACACCUUCACAAAUGAAGCUAGUUUAUCAACUGCAAGCAGAAUAUAACAUUACUACCGAUUACAACCCCGUCACCAUUCAAGAGAAGUGAUUUCGGUGCUCCCUAUCCAAAUGAUUUUGUUACAGCACGACAUGUUGGAUUACCUUAAAGUCAUUUUCAAAGUCAAAUGGUUAAUUAUACAGUGAUUAGCAACUUGAUGUAAAGUGCUACAGUGGAUUCUGGUUAAUUGGGGCAGCCACGUAUUUGGAACAACUCUUAAAGAACAAUAUUGGGAAAUAAGUCAGGACUCCCUUUGUUUAUUUGUAAUGUUAUGCUGCUUAACUGAGACAGGAGACUGUUACCAAACAGGUUUCACCUAGAAUCUGUGGCAUGCACUUGGACGGCCAUUAGGCAUUACGUGAACACUUUAUAAAUAGCAUCGGAUGUGUGUGUGUGUUCAAAAAGCAGGGAUUUUUGUCACUGAUAGUUGGUGAGAAAUAAGCAGUGAGACAAUUGAGAACUGUUUUCCUCACUGCGGUUUCAAAUAUUCAGAAUUGGGGAUGCCAAAAGCGGCUGGGAGUGAAAAUUAAACUAUUUUGCUACCAGUAAGUUAGGAACUACCAAGUAUUUGAAGGCAAUGACAAUCAUCUUGAAAUUUACAAAGAAAAUGAAGGUUUGGAGAAUACCAUCGUCAAAAGCAUUAUAUGGAGGCAGUUCAUUACACUAGGUGUCUGUGCUGAACUUGUUGAUUUACAGUCAAACAAAAGAGCACAGCAGUGUACACUGGAUGAAUUCCUCUGAUUAUUAUGAACUAACACACAGUUUUAUAGUAUUGUAGCAGUAUGGGUAGUGUUCUAAUUUGUUCUGUAUUUUGUUUAAAUACAUAAUUUGUUACUUAGAUAAACAAUAGUUUGUCAUUUUUUGCCUUUUUUACAAAUGCCAUGAAACUUCAGCUAAUUGGAGCAGCUGUUUAAUUGGGCCAAAAUCUAUUGGGCCCAAUGUGUCUCAAUUAGCCAGAUUCCUCUGUUAAUGUUCAAGCUGAACUAAUUAUUAGCCAAAGAGCCAAACCUUGCCUCUCAACUUCAUUUUCUGUUCAAGGUACUUGAGGGCAGAGGAGUAUUACAAACUGGACAUCUCUUCUUUCGUAAUGUUGACAGUUGCACAUUGUAUUUGAAGCUUUGGUUCUGAAAUUCAAGCAGCUGCCAGCGGUCUGUCCACUGCUGCUUCACAUUCUCCAUUUGCAAAUGAACUGUUAUCUUCAUACCCUUUAGAGUACAAAAACCAGUAAAUUAACACACCUCCUUGAACAUCAAACAAAGGAUAUGUUCCAAAAGAGUGAAUAUCUCUUCAGCACAAUCUGCUGAGACACUAGGGCUCUGAAUGUUGCUUGCAUUUGUUACUAGAAACAUUUCAUUGACAACAGCAUUUCCAGUUCUAACAAGAAACAAGGAAUUGGGAGUGGUUUACAUUACAGGUUGAGUACCCUUUAUCUGAAAUCAUGUACCGGUAAACAGGUUGCCCCCUGAUUAGGUUAGGGUUAAAUCAGGGGUUGCUGGUCCUGCAAUUCAAAGGGCUGGAAGGGCCUAUUCUGUGCUGUCUCUCUAAAUAAAUAAAUAAGAUUAAAAUCUUUGGGUCCACGUUGCUCUGAUUUGAGUUACUGAGCACAUGUUCAAGAAAGAGGAUUCAUACAAGAGUAUAAUAAGUAGGCCUUAGAGCCCUUCAAAGCUGCUGUGCUAUUCACCAAAGUUGUGGCCAAUCAAUUUCAAUUCUACUUUCCUGUCCUAUAUACUAGUGCUCAAAAAUCUGUCCAUGGCAGCCUUGGUGAUUAAGAACCCACUGCCUUCUCAGGAAAGAAUUCCAAAAAUUCAUAACAUUCUGAGUGAGAUUUUCCCCUGAUCCCAGGCUUAAAAGCUGCAACACACCUAUUUGAGAUUAUGACCUCCUGUUCCUAGACAUUCCAACCUCUAUCUUAACUGGGUAGGAAAAUGGUAGCCGCUUCUUAAGCUGUCCCACAUCAUGAUGACCUCCAGUAAGCAUUUCUUCUCUUUCCCUCCUUUCAGAGGCACAUAAUCUAAGAGAGGCUGUAAAGACACUCCAUGAAAGUACAGGCAGUGACCAUCUCCACAAGAGAGAAUCUCACAUUCAAUACCUGACAACACCGGGGACUCGGAUUUAGUCCUGACAUCUGGGUCCUGUCACUGUGGAGUUUGCAUGUUCUCCCUGUGACUAUAUGGAUUUCCUCUGGAUUCUCUCUACAUCCCUAAGGUAGGGUGGCCACUGUAAAUUGCCCCUAGUGUGAAUGUGAGUGGAAGCAUCUGGGAGGAGUUGAUGAGAAUGUAGGAAGAAUCUUUUAAAAAAGUUAAUGAUGAGCAACUCAAAGCCCUUCACCGUCUACAAGGCACAAAGUCAGGCGCAUGAUGGGAUGCUCUGCUUUUACUCAAAUGAGAGCGGCAGGAGGUUAACACCAUCUAAAAAUAAAGCAACCCACUUGACUGGCAUCCCAUCAACUGCCUAUGUAUUCUCUCCCUCCACAAGCAAUGUAUAUUGGCUGCAGUAUGUACCUUUUACAAAAGGCAUUGUCGUUACUUGCCCAAGCUGCUUUGUAAGCAAAUCAGCUUCACUUGUACCACCACCUUACCAAUCCGCAACCUCUACCACCGUGGACAAGGACAGCAGGGUCAUGAUUACACCAAGACUUGUAGGUUCCCUCCAAUUCUUGACAUCAUCCUGUUUUGGAAAAAAUGUUGACCUUUCCUUUUACUACAUCCAAUCCUGGAAUUCCUGCUCUAAAACAUCAUCGAUACCUUCAGCAGAAGGACACAGGCUUUCGAAGAUGGCUCACAUCCACUUUCUUGAGGGAGAUAAAUAUCUUGUUAGCAAUGCCUAGAUCCUGAAAGUCAAAACAAAAUAGUUCCUCCUGAACCCUGUUUCCUCUGACAAUCUGUGGCAAUCCAGGUGAUCACUAGUACUGAAUGUUAUAUGAAAGGCUGCAUGCUUUACAGAGAAGGGGCAGCCCAGUGCCACAGCAUAGAGCAGAAUUAGGCCAUCUGGCCCAUCGAGUCUGCUCUGCUGUUCAGUCAUGGCUGAUCCUUUUUUUAAAAUCUCCACCUCAACCCCAGUUGACCUGGCCUCCACAGCUGCAUGUGGCAACAAAUUGCACAAAUUCAACUCUCUUUGUCUAAAGAAAUUUCUCUGCAUCUGUUUUGAAAGGGCGUCCCUCUAUCCUGAGGCUGUGCCCUCUUGUCCUAGACUCUCCCACCAUGGGGAAACAUCCUUUCCACAUCUACUCUAUCUAGGCCUUUCAAUAUUAGAAAGGUUUCAAUGAGAUCCCCCCCUCAUCCUUCUGAAUUCCAGUGAGUACAGACCCAGAGCUAUCAAAUGUUCCUCGUAUAAUAACCCUUUCAUUCCUGGAAUCAUCCUUGUGAACCUCCUCUGGACCCUCUCCAAUGCCAGCACAUCUUUACUAAGAUGAGGGGCCCAAACUGCUCACAGUACUCAAGAUGAGGCCUCAUAAAGCCUCAGCAUUACAUCCUUCUUGUAUUCUAGACCUCUUGAAAUAAGUACUAACAUGACAUUUGCCUUCCUCACCACCGACUCAACCUGCAAGCUAAACUUAAGGGUGUUCUGCACAAGGACUCCCAAAUCCCUCUGCAUUAUCAAGGAUGCAUCUCACCCUAACCAUGGACUUUCUACUCUCCUCCCAUCCGGGAGGCACUACAGGAGCCUCUGCUCCCACACCAGCAGGCACAGGAAGAUCUUCUCCCCUGAGGCUGUGACCCUGCUGAACCUCACAUCACAGCGCUAAGCAUAUUGCAUUCAUAUUGCACUGUCUCAGUACUUUUAUAUUUGUGUGCUGCAGCACUUACUUUUUAUUGGCAGUUAUUUUGUAAAUAACACUGUUCUUUGCAUUUCUGGUUAGAUGCUAACUGCAUUUCAUUUGGCUUUGUAUCAGUUCUCGGCACAAUGACAAUAAAGUUUAUCUUAUCUAAUCUAA